Molecule: messenger RNA, 963 nt
Organism: Nylanderia fulva
Lineage: Eukaryota; Metazoa; Arthropoda; Insecta; Hymenoptera; Formicidae
Source: RefSeq, a predicted model, not a curated record
AUGAACUGCCUCGUCAUCGAGCUUGGUCAUUCGUUCUCGGCUCGACUUUGCGAACAGUCACAUAAAAAAUAUGGUAUUUAUAAUAUAUUUAUACAACAAUUUUUGUUACAGAUUCUAAUUGCGUUAAAUUUUAUAGCUUCUGGUUCAUAUCAAAAAAGAGUUGGACAGGAUUAUUUAUUAUGUGUAAGCCAACCAACAGUCAGCAAAAUUCUAUCCAAUGUUGUCAAUGCGUUGAAUAUUUUAAUGCAACAGUGGAUUCAAUUUCCAAUCAAAGAGGGAGAAAUUCAGCAUGUGAAAGAAAGGUUCUGGGCACGUACACAGUUCCCUGGCGUUAUUGGAGCAAUAGACGGAACCCAUAUAGCAAUUGUUCCACCAAAAGCAGAAAGACAACAUCUCUAUAUUAAUAGAAAAUUAUAUCAUUCAUUAAAUGUUCUUAUUAUAUCGGAUUAUGAAGGUAAAAUUUUGACCGUAAAUGCUGCACAUGGUGGAAGAACACAUGAUGCCAGAGUGUGGAGGGCAUCUCUUCUAUCGAAUCAUUUGCAGGAAAUGUAUACUGAAGGACGAAGAGAUGCUUGGCUUUUAGGUGAUAGUGCUUAUCCACUGCUGCCAUAUUUGAUGACACCUAAGCUGAAUGUACCUGAAGGUACACCAGCAGCAAGAUACACACAGCAUCAUGUUCGAGCUCGAUCUUGUGUGGAACGAUGCAUAGGAGUACUAAAGGGAAGGUGGCGAUGCCUAAGAAAAGAGAGAGCUCUACAUUAUGAACCAGAAGUUGCAGCUCGAAUAGUUAAUGCUGCCUGCGUUUUACAUAACAUUGCUAUUCGUUGGAGACUUCCAGAACCGGAGCUAUAUUAUGAUGUAAUAGAUUUAGAAGUUCCAAGAUAUCAAGAGAUAGCAAUGGAAAAUGGGAAUGAAGUUCGGCAAAGAAUCAUAAAUACAUAUUUCCAAAAUAGGCACUUAUAA